AUAGCUAUAAGGAGAGCAGGGAGGGAGGGAAGAAGUCUUUUCCAUAGCAUCCUGUCUUCCAGCAGCCCUCUUGUCCCUUCAGAGUGGAAGACAUGGUCUAAACAACAACUAUCUCUAGCAGCUGAGCGAGAACAAAUUCUGAAACAGAGUAAAAUGCAAACCGAAUUGAACUGGCAGCAGCUCUGUGAAAAUGCUGAAUGUAAUUGGUGUCAGAGAUCAGAGGAUCUAACACACAGCCUGUCUUCAUCAAAAGAGGCGGCUGAAGCUGAUCUACAGAAAACAGACUACAGGUUGCAUGAAGUGAAGGCUGUUCUUUCUGCUUUGACUGUUGAGAGAGAACAGACAAUACAAGCAUCUUUUAAUCACAGUAUUUCACCUGAAGGGGAAAAACAGGUAUUUCAGUAUAAUGAUGAAAGUUCUCUGUGUAAAUAUAUCCCUGCUUUGGAAAUAAAAAAGCUGCAGGAACAGAAUGCCAGCCUUCGGGCUGCUAUUGCACAAAUGAGGAAAGAAAUGGAGAGUCUGGAUGAGCAGAUAUUGUCUUCUCUUCCUCUAACAGAAGACAGACAGUUUGCAGAGCAAGGUUCAUUGAGCACAAACAAAAUUUCAGCUGGAACCACACUGAGCAACACCAAAAUCAGUUCAGCUAAGCUGGAUUGUAUAGUAAACUCAGACACAGAAGAGGGGCCAGAACCCAAAGUUCUUGAAGAAAACAUGGCAGAUUUUGGACAAACACUACCUGCUGUAGGUACUGGUGUUGGUUGUCAGUAUAGUGUCAAACGCACUCUACAAGGAAUGCAAAGUAAACUCAAGGAAGCAGCAAGAAAAAUCUCAAUUCUGAGCCAAGAAAAGCGGCAAUUGAUUGAAAUGGGAAACAGACUCAGGGCAGAACUUGGAAUGGUGCUAAAGGAAGGACUCUGGCAUCCUGUUAGCUCUAACCACUGCACAGUUUGUAUUGCUUCUGGUAGUCUUCUUCCAAGAGAACUUGUCAAAAGAACAGAGUGUCAGCUAUCAGUUCUAAAGUAUCUACAGCACAGACUCUCAACACAGGUUCGGCUAGAUUUCUCUAUUGAAAAUCAUGGGCCAGAUACAUUCUCAGCAACAAAGGCAGCUACAUCCACAAAGAUUAUUCAAACUCAGCUGCUCAGUCAGAGUCCUAGUCAAGUCCAGAAGGGUCAGCUUUCUUCAUCUAGAAUGCAUGAUUUCUGUCAAAUUUUAGAUACAGGAUCAAGCCUUUCUCCACUCAGUCCUCGAAAGAACACCAGCCAGGUGGAGUUUGAAGUUGUACAUUCAAUCGAGCAAUCUGAAGAAUCUCAGCAAAAUGUCAAAACCACAGAUAAACUUGAAACGUCAGCUGAAGGUUUGACAGUCAGAGGAACAAGGCUGGAAGUUCAGCAGAAGAUAAAAUCCAGGAGUUUAUGUUGUGCUUAUCUAGUAAAACCAAAAAUCUCUUCUAGCAUGGCAAAAAUCCGUAAUUAUAAUAUUAAAGACUGAUUUCUAUGUUGACAGCAUGUUGUAGGUUCACACUUGCUAUUAACUUACUUUGCCAUCUCCAUAUCAGGCCUAAUUAUCAGCCUCAGUUUUGUAUGUCAGGUUGAGAUAUUUGCAGCCAGAAGAGAGAACAGAUACCCUGUUUCAUACACUGAAGCCUAAAAUAAAGGGUUAAUCUGUGUACAUUAUGAGAUUACAGUCUUCACUGUUAAUACUGAUUUAUUUUAAUUAUAUAUGUUAAGAUUUUCUUGCAUCAUGGAUUUAGAAAUGCCCAGUUAACACAUAAGUAAAGCCUUGUGCCUUCAGGCAGGGCUUGCAGGACUUUAGCAGAUAUUUUAUUGAGAAACUGUAGAUAUGAUUUAAGUUUACAAGUGGGAUGCCUCAACCUACUUGUCUUUUUCUAAUUAACAAUGCAACCGUUAAUCCUGUGCAGCUAUCUUUCUACUUGAAAGAAAAGGGUUUAAAAACAUUACAUUUGAGUCUGUAUUAUUUCUCAUCUUCUGUAGGUCUUUCCACUUGUUCAGAGAGCAUGAAAAAGUAAAAUUUUAAAAAUUAAAUUUCUAUUGUCACACCAGUGAUUGUAUUUUCCCUUGACAAGAGAUAGGACAGACUUUAAAGCAGUGAGAAACAACGCUACUGUGUAGAAUAAUAUACUCAGAAUAAUACAAGCAUGUUGUAAGAAGUAAGUCUUAAAACAGAUGAAACUGAAAGAAAACUUGAAUGAGUUGUGAUGUAACAAAGAAUAGCUAUGUAGUAAUGAACUUGCCAGGACACUAAUACAAGUAAUCAGUGUAUUUUUGUAGCAUUUCCAGUAAUGCUGAACUGUCCUGAUGGGAUAUUACAGAGAUUAACUUUCCUAUAAAUAAAGGAAAUGGACAUGAAAAAUUCGAGAAAAAGCUUUUAAUUGUUGUGAUGGUCAAGCACUGGAACAGAUUGCCCAGAUACAUUAGUGAGUCUGUCUAUGGAGAUACUCAAAACCCAACCGGACACGGGCCUGGCCAGACUGUUACAGCUGGCAGUUGAGUUGAGGGCUUGGACUAGGUGGUAUCAAGAGGUACCUUCCAAUCUAAGAGAUUCUGUGAUUCUGCAAGUGGUAUCACUGAAGUGAAUAAUACUUCUCAGUUGCUGCUAAACAUACAAAAUCUAAAAAGGAUAAAUGAAAGAAGAGAGUUAAUUACCCCUGAGCAUUUUUUUUUCCCUGGUGCUUUUUUAAUAGAAAUGUUUUCCCGAUACUCUUUGCAAAGAGGUGCUCUCUUCAGCACCUCAUAAUGUGGUAGUAAUCCAUUUGAGAAUUUGAAUAAUUGUUUUGUACUACCUGCUGAAAAUAUUUUGAUUUAGAGCAAAGGUGCAGUGGUAUUAUAAUCAGAUGCUUAAUAUGCAAGAAAUUUAAUGAGAUGUUACUAAGCCAGUAUAA
This is a messenger RNA of Parus major (Great Tit), 2902 nucleotides long. RefSeq names its product coiled-coil domain containing 57 (gene CCDC57). NCBI's taxonomy places the organism in Eukaryota, Metazoa, Chordata, Aves, Passeriformes, Paridae. The transcript has 9 exons. The record is from RefSeq and is a predicted model, not a curated record. The annotation marks the transcript as partial.